Messenger RNA from Ruditapes philippinarum (Manila clam), 2071 nucleotides. RefSeq lists its product as uncharacterized. Bases 282 to 1604 code for a protein of 440 amino acids. Lineage: Eukaryota; Metazoa; Mollusca; Bivalvia; Venerida; Veneridae. The record is from RefSeq and is a predicted model, not a curated record. The transcript has 6 exons.
AGAUGUUACUUUUGUUCAAAAUUGGAACCCCUUUUUCGAUAGAAAAUGUCAUACUAUUUUAUAAAUGUUGACAUGUACAUGAAGAUGUUGUAUUGUCUUAACUGUUACCAUAUUGUAGUAAAGAGAUAAAUUAAACGCAAACUUAUAUAUCUAUAUGUGAACACAUUUUUACCAUCUAGUCUAUCAAAUUGUUAAUUUCAUGCAGUUCACAUUCAGUUGAAAAUAACGAUGUAUAGUGAUUGCAUUAAAAUAACAGCACUGUAUAAACUACAUGUAUAUACAUGUUUCCGUAUAUUGCACAUGAACUUAUCGACAUCUAUAGAAUACAAUUUGAAACAACGGAAACAAAAUUAGAGAAAACUGUCGCUCUUUUAAAUGACAUAGUUCAGAAUCUCGAAACACGCUUUGAGUUAAAAGUACCGGUGGAGCAGAUGAAGAAUCAGUCAAAAGCUGUUUAUGGCCAUUUGCAUUAUUUACAACAGCUCUGUAAAGAUGAUGAACGUUUGUUGAAAGAAUGGCAAAGCGGUUUUAAAGACAAUGUUCCUUUGUCUCAAGAGGAGACAAAACAAAGGGAAGAAGUUGUAGAUGCGGAUAUUAAGGGUGACAAAAUACAGUUUUCAGAAACACACCUCACUGGUGACAAAAAGAUAAUAUAUGACGAUUUGGGUACAUCUAAGAUGUUGGCACAAGACAAGAUAAAGCCUUCAGAGAUCCAUUUAAGGCACACAAAGGAUAUGGCUUUGAAAGAGUGUGAUGAGAAAACACAGCAAGCCUUGACAGAAAUGUUCCGACCAGGUCCAGCAUUGCUAGUUGAAAGUACUGACCUUAAAUUUUAUAAACAGACAAUCAAAUCUUACUAUCAUAUAUUGGUUUCCGAUCCACUUUUUGAGCGUGACACAAAUAUUGUGGAAGACAUUAAGGCGUUCUUGUCAGAGUUAACUUCACAUCGUGAAACAAAACUGAUUGAGAAUCUUAAACUACAAGGCAAAAUAGAACAAUCAUCAAGAGUAUCCCUAAAGCAACCAAAUGAAGAUGAACUAAGGCGUAGUAUGUCUCUUACCCAAAAUAAAGGAAAAGAUCGAAAAAAGGGCGGACUGAUAAAGGUUGACGACAAACAGGUUUCGACUGCGUCUUUACAAGUGCGAGGCAGGCGUGUAACUUUGUGGUGCCUUCAACGGAUACAGGUUAAUUUGGAGUGCAUGACUGUCCAAAUAAAACGGAUACGAAUGUCUCUAUCUCGGUUAAACACGGGUUUAUGUCACAUCGAUAGUGCAAAUAUCCGAAAGUCACUGGAUCUUUUAUCUCUUACAGAGGAAUGGUCCCAAGUGAAAAAGGUAGCACAAUAUUGUCGACAUUCAAAAGAUUCGUUGAUACGCAAACAAAGACUGUAUGAACAUCUAGAUUGGACAGAUUAUGAUAGAGAAGAAAGUUUGAGGUCUAUACUAAAUGAAUUGGGAACAAACCUGCGAUCGAUUCAGUUUUACAAGAAAGGUUAUGAAGGGAAUAAGACAAUUAAAGUUACCCAAACAGAACCACAUUACAACCCCCCCAAAAAAGGAAAAUUAGUUCUGCAUAGUUCCAUGAAGCAAUCUCAAUUUGAUUAAAGUUGCAAGAACCUGCUUUAUAAUCAAGCUUAAAAAACUAUUAUACCGCAUAAAAACUGGGUUAUGAAUUGGCAUUCAAGCACAUUUACUUACAUGAUUGUGUAUUUAGAAACUUUACAAUGUAAACUCUAUUUUACAUACUUUUUGUUUGAUUUAGUUUAUGUCACACCGACACAGUAAAGGUCAUAUGGCGACGUCCAGCUUUACUGGUGGAUGAUGACCACAGGUGCCCUUUCAUGCAUUAAGGAGGCAGGGGACAUAUUCGAAUGAUUUAAUAACUCAGACAUGGUGUUUUAAAGGUACUGGAAACUUCUGAUAUUUCUCUGUAAUUGUAAUUCUUUCUUGUUUGUGUGUAGGAAAUGAGCAGUAUUUUUGGAUUUUUACCCGAAACUAAGCAUUUUGGUAGCUUUGUAUGUAUUUGUGACUCUCCGAAUGGAGGUAAAAAAGUUUAAAAAUCAAGCUUUGAC